AUGUCUGAGGGCCCUGUUAUGUAUUUGUCCAAGACUGAGCCGCUGCGGCCUAACCAUGGCCUAAAGAUAUCGGGCCUCACAAGGAUGCAAAGCGAUGUCGGCGCCAAAACUGCGCUUACAGAUUCUUGUCCUACGAAUCCGCCGAAGACGGUUAACCAAGAAGAUGUGAGCCCCGGCUGCCAUGCCCCAUCUCUCACCCCUUCGAACGGGUUGUUAUCUCCGCUCGCCAUCCCGGAAAACUGUCAUGACACUCUCACACCAAAGAGCGGGCAUACUGGACCCUACCAUGCGAGUGCAGAUCCAUUAAUCAUCAACACUGUUACUCCACCAUUGACACCUCGAAAACCCUCCUUUGACAGAGGUGAGCAGCUAGUUUCAUCAACCGCAUCAAGCCCGUCCAGUCAACUAUCUCCAUUAAGGGCGGCAUCUCAAUCCUUCAAAUCCAUUUUCCGUCGCAACGUGCAACAAAAUGAGGAUACACAAGGGACGUCAAGCUUGGGCACUUCUCCGAACGGCAUCGGUGAUGGAACUGGGAGUGCUUGGAUAGGUCCAGUCGCUCACAAUUCCCAAAACUCCCAACAUACCUCGACAUCUAACUCUCCUCGAUCCUCAUUUUCGCCCUUUGACAUGUCUGAUUCUGGUGCCACUGGGGUUUUUGGAACCUCUGCACCUUUACGAGAAGCUCCGAAGCCAGGAAGGACAACUACAGGGCGAAGUCUGAAAGAGAGGAUCAAGUUUGCAGCUGCUUCGCGACCACGAGAUCAUAAUGACAGGAUACUGCGCUCUCCUAGUCUGGGUAAUACGAAAACACAACGUGAAACACCGGACUUUGCUUUCCCUGCCAACUCCGGGGUCGGGUUGAAGGCCCGUCGGAUGAGUGCAAGCCUCCCUGAGGAUUUUCAUGUAGACUUGUGCGAGCUCAGCGAGGAGUUUGUCAGUGCGAGUAGGAUACCGGGUAGACGGGGAAAGGAAAUCGGGAAAGGAGCUACAGCCACAGUGAAGAUAAUGUACAGGAAAGGAUGCUCCAAAAACGUCCCGUACGCGGUCAAAGAAUUCCGCAAACGCGGCCGAAACGAAACGGAAAGGGAGUAUGAGCAGAAGGUCAAGUCUGAAUUCAGCAUAGCCAACAGCCUCCAUCAUCCGAAUAUUGUGAAAACACUUUUGCAAGGCGUCGCCUAUUUGCACGAGAACGGGAUCGCGCAUCGUGACAUCAAGCUUGAGAACCUGCUUCUUUCGAGCGAAGGACAUCUCAAGAUCACAGACUUCGGCGUCUCUGAAGUCUUCAGUGGUAUUCAUCCCGGCCUGCGGUCUGCCGGUGGAGAGUGUGGCAAGGCAAUGGGGGAGGUGACUACGAUCCCCGCCCCCUUGAUGUCUGGUCCUGUGCCAUCGUUUGCUUGGCACUUUUCUUUCCGCGGCACACCUUGGCAGGCUGCGAGGUUGACAGACGUCAAUUAUGCCAAAUUCAUUGCUGGCUGGGACAAUUUCCUGCUAAAGAAACCGGAUGGAAUUGUUACCGAAACAGAGUACCCUUCAUGCGGUCGAAUUUUCUCAGCUCUUCCAAAGGCGGCUCUCAAGCGUCUUGUCCUGCGAAUGCUGCACCCAGAUCCGGAGAGGAGAAUAACCAUCCAUGAUGCCCUGAGGGACCGGUGGGUGAGCAGAAUCGAAUGCUGUUGUCCUGACCCGAAGGACACGGUCAAACCGGUUAAUUCGAUCGAUGCGGCCAAAGGAAGUGGCAAGCAUGCUGGCCAGAUGAAAGUGCAGAAGGUACAUAAUCAUUUACCACCGGAAAAGAGACGCAUGGGUUGA
Molecule: messenger RNA, 1806 nt
Organism: Rasamsonia emersonii CBS 393.64
Lineage: Eukaryota; Fungi; Ascomycota; Eurotiomycetes; Eurotiales; Trichocomaceae
Product: Serine/threonine protein kinase PRR2
Exons: 3
Coding region: 1-1806 (601 amino acids)
Biological process (GO): protein phosphorylation
Molecular function (GO): protein kinase activity; ATP binding
Source: RefSeq, a predicted model, not a curated record